AUGACUAAACAAAAGCUCGCCUUUGAUGGAGUCGUGCCUCACGUGUUUGUGUGGUCCGUGCGUCGUGCGCUAAGUAAGCGACCACAGCGAUUUUCGUGUGGUUCUGAAAUUCCGAAUUCUACGCCUCACCUCGCAUCCUCAACGUCGACUAACCCCACAGCGAGACCCUCUGUCCGUACGUACCACGAUAUUCCCAUUAGUUUUGUUUUAUUUGCGUAUCUUUGGCAUUGCUGCGACAGCGCGCUGUAG
This is a messenger RNA of Bipolaris zeicola 26-R-13, 249 nucleotides long. RefSeq lists its product as uncharacterized. The coding region runs from base 1 to 249 and encodes 82 amino acids. The transcript has a single exon. The record is from RefSeq and is a predicted model, not a curated record. NCBI's taxonomy places the organism in Eukaryota, Fungi, Ascomycota, Dothideomycetes, Pleosporales, Pleosporaceae.